Molecule: messenger RNA, 639 nt
Organism: Nelumbo nucifera (sacred lotus)
Lineage: Eukaryota; Viridiplantae; Streptophyta; Magnoliopsida; Proteales; Nelumbonaceae
Source: RefSeq, a predicted model, not a curated record
AUGGCUGAGAAUCAAGGAGAUUCUCCUAGAUUGGAUCAAGUGAUCAAUGGAGAGAACAGAGAUUUGUCGAAGGAUCUUAACAAUGGAGAUCCUCUUUACUUGCAAAGUUUUGAUCAUCCAAGGAUGAUUUUGGUCUCUACUCCACUGACAGGUAAUAAUUUCCUAACUUGGAGCAAAUCGAUGAUGAUUGCACUUGAAGCAAAGGUUAAGCUAGGGUUUAUUGAUGGAAGUUGUGAGAAACUUGAAAAGGAAUCACCUCUAUAUAAACAAUGGAAUAGAGUGAAUUGCAUGGUAAUUUCAUGGAUUUUGAACUCAAUGUCGAAAGAAAUUGCUGAGGCUUUCUUAUAUUCUGGAUCUGCCAAAGAAUUAUGGGAUGAGUCGCAAGAAAGAUAUGGAGAGAGAAAUGGUCCAAUGCUUUAUCAAUUGCAGAGAGAAAUAAGCACAAUCUCUCAAAACAACAUGUUUGUGGCUCAGUAUUAUACAAGAUUGAAAAGAUUUUGGGAUGAGUUGAACUGCCUACAGCCUAUUCCUCAUUGUGAAUGUGGUGCAGCAAGGUUAAUGUCAGAUAUUACUGAAUCAAAUAGGCUAAUGCAGUUUCUGAUGGGGCUUAACGAUAGUUUUGACAAUGCAAAGGACUAG